This is a messenger RNA of Stegostoma tigrinum, 1803 nucleotides long. It is a transcript of the gene ptger4c, whose product is annotated as prostaglandin E receptor 4 (subtype EP4) c. The transcript has 4 exons. Gene Ontology annotation, biological process: inflammatory response; cellular response to prostaglandin E stimulus; adenylate cyclase-activating G protein-coupled receptor signaling pathway. Lineage: Eukaryota; Metazoa; Chordata; Chondrichthyes; Orectolobiformes; Stegostomatidae. Gene Ontology annotation, cellular component: plasma membrane. The coding region runs from base 1 to 1803 and encodes 600 amino acids. Gene Ontology annotation, molecular function: prostaglandin E receptor activity. The record is from RefSeq and is a predicted model, not a curated record.
AUGGUUGAGUCUGUGAGCCAGGCGAGCUGGGAGGAAGUCAGUAACACUUCGAUCAACGGCUCGACCAUGUCUUUAAACAUCAAGUCUAGCCAGGUAGUGCCUUCAGCCAGUAUGUUCACCAUCGGGGUGGUGGGAAAUCUCAUUGCCAUCGUGGUGCUGUGUGUCUCCAAGAAAGAACAGAAAGAGACCACUUUCUACACGUUGGUGUGCGGGCUGGCAGUGACUGAUUUACUGGGCACCUGCUGUACCAGCCCAGUGGUAAUAGCCACCUACUUAACCCAGCAAUGGCCAGGCGGGCAGCCGCUCUGCCACUUCUUCUCCUUCUCCAUGCUGUUCUUCGGCUCAGCCGGCAUGACCAUCCUGUGCACCAUGUCCAUCGAGCGCUACCUGGCCAUCAACCACGCCUUCUUCUACAGCCAAUACAUCGACAAGGCUCUGGCCAGGCUGACCCUGCUGGGAGUCUACCUGCUCAACCUGGUCUUCUGCAUCCUGCCCUUCUUCGGCUUGGGCAGCAACGUCCGGCACUUCCCUGGGACCUGGUGCUUCCUGGACUGGAGAUCCGACAGCACAGUAGCCGCCUCCUACACCUACAUCUAUGGAGGCUUCAGCGCCUUCCUGAUCCUGGUGACUGUCCUGUGCAACUUGUCGGUCUGUGUCACCCUCAUCAGCAUGAGGAAGAGAGCCAUGGGGAGGAGGGACGCCGCUGCUACCGGAGGCUCCAGGAGCCGCCGCUUCCCCAAUCUGGCCGAUUCCGCCGCCGAGAUGCAAAUGUUUUGGCUCCUGGUUCUUAUGACCAUCGUCUUCCUGGUGUGCUCCAUCCCUCUGGUGAUCCGCAUUUUUGUGAAUCAGCUGUAUGGCCCUGCACAGCUCCUGGCAGGUGAGAAGCUAGAUUACCGCGGCGAUCUUCUAGCCAUUCGUUUCGCUUCGUUCAAUCCAAUCCUUGAUCCCUGGGUGUAUAUCCUCUGCCGGAAAAAGCUUCUUACCAUGGGGUGUGAGCGGCUGAAACGAACGGUGGGUGCUGCGAGGGAUGGCCAAUCACGCAGGGUGGGUUGGGCCAGUGGCCAGCAGACACCACUUUCAAGCACCAACAGCAUUGCCACCAGCUAUGCCUCACUACAAAUAAAAGAUGAAAACAAAAUGUUGCAAGUGAAAGCCUGCCACAGAACUGCUGACUUGACUCAUUCAUUCACAGACUUCACGAACCAGCAACUGUGGGAGGCCGUAGCUCACCCCUUCAGUAUCCCUAAUGAGAAUCACACUGGCAUCACUAAGACUCAUUCUGAAAGCCCUCCACAGUCUAAUGCUAUUCUAUGCACAAUACUAAAGAAAACUAUGAUACCAGAUGUCAGUGUACAAAAUAAUGCUGCUCUGAGCCAGGAGAGGAGAACUUUUGACAUUUUGAAUUUGGAGGAAGGUGCCUGUCGGGGCCUGCUGCGGCAAUGUGGUGGAUCUGGGUGUCCAUUCCUCAUGGCCAUAGCAGCCAUGGCUUUAUCGAGGGCUUCAUCAUCACAAGGCCCAAAUUCUUUUCAUGCGUCUUUAGGAUACCAUUUAGAUUUCAGGCGCUCUUUUCUUUACAAGGUAAGAGUACACAGUCUUCAGUUGAGACGUUGCCACGGCUAUUGUGUCCAUUCUAACUGGGACAAGACAAAUGGUAACAUUAAUGAAGGAGGUGACACCAAGGCAGUGCCAAAGCUUCAUUGGAUUAUGUGGAAUCCAACAAACAGACCAUGUGAAUCAAGUACAAGUUAUGUGAAUCUUUUUGAGAAUGAGUAUGUCCAGAACAUCCCUUUCACAGAUAGCUGA